GUUGACGUGUGGUGCUGUAUAAGAGCAUGCGCUGAGGGUCAACGUCAUUUGCAGGUUGAAACUGUGCAAUGAAGAUCCUGGUAAUUCUUUCCACGUUGAUGGUCCUCUCGACUGCCUUCGGGCAGAAGGAGGAUGUCUGGUGCAAGUGCGCGCUAAUGGUGGACAGCGACCCGAUGCUCUAUAUGGUGUACGACCUCGGCGAAGCGUUCAUCGAGGCCUGCAGUGAGCACGACAGGUGCAAGAACCGCUGUCACGACAAAAUCAGAGCUGACACAAACGAAAUGGACUUGUGGUCUCAUGACGAAAAUGGACACACAAUUGGCUCAAGUAUAUGCCAGUAUCUUUUCACGUCUUAUAAUAUCGAUCAGUUUAACAACAAAUACGUUCACGGCUAUUACCAGAUAUGUGGCGGACCUUGGGAAUACACGCUCCAGGAUUCCCAACAGAUGCUUUGCUGUAACAUGGGCAUACAUGAGCAUUGCAUUAACAGGAUUUAAAGCUAACGUUGCAUUAUUAUUGUGGAUUUCUAUUGUUAUUAUUUAUUAUGUUUUUUUUUUAUUUUUUUUUAUUAGCAUUUUUAAUCUUUAUUAUUUUUUAGCAUUGUUAUUUUAUCCUUUAAAACGAGUGUGUGUUUUUGUGAUUAUUUUAUAAAAGUUUACUUAAAGAUCAAAAGAGUUUCUUUUAUUCACAUAUUCACAUUCACAUAUAUAAGAACAUAUUUAGCAACAUGUUUUCCAUAUCUUUGGUAUUGAAAGAAUGCCUCUCCGUUCUAAUUAACGUAUUUCGGUUUAUGUAGAUACAAAAAAAUAGCAAAACAAAUGUUUUUGUCGUUGUUUGUUUAUUGAAAGAAGUAACACUGAUUAUUCUUAUGAUCGAGAAAUAUAUUCUGUUUGUACGAUUAUUUGAAUCGUGGGUGCUUUAAUGCAGAUAUUCACAAGAACUCAAUUACAGAUACCGUAUUUGA
Molecule: messenger RNA, 964 nt
Organism: Penaeus chinensis
Lineage: Eukaryota; Metazoa; Arthropoda; Malacostraca; Decapoda; Penaeidae
Exons: 4
Coding region: 69-497 (142 amino acids)
Source: RefSeq, a predicted model, not a curated record